Molecule: messenger RNA, 2348 nt
Organism: Papaver somniferum (opium poppy)
Lineage: Eukaryota; Viridiplantae; Streptophyta; Magnoliopsida; Ranunculales; Papaveraceae
Exons: 5
Coding region: 376-2307 (643 amino acids)
Source: RefSeq, a predicted model, not a curated record
CUCGUUAGCAUUCUAGCAGGAAAAGAUGAAAUACACUCGCAUUUAGUAGUAAGUAAUACCUUCCGGAGUGGCUCCAAAAGCAGUUCCAACCAAUUUCUGAUUCUUCACCUCGCUCUCACAAAUCAAGGUUUCAUCUUCUCAUAGUCUUUCAAACCCUAGAGCUUCGUUUUCCUUUCCUCAACUACAUUGUCUACGGUUCUUUCUCUUUUGAGGAUUUUCUUAUGUAAAACUACCUGUACCUUCCUUACUUUGGAACUCAACUCACAGUAUCUUCCUCGAAUCAUCUUAAGGGGGAUUUGGGUUUCCGUUACAUUUCCUUUUCAUCCCCGUGAUUUAUCUCUAAUAAUAUGAGUACAUUAUACUGAUCGUAUAGACAUGAGUCGAAUCAAAAGAGCUAAAAGAGAGUCCUGUUCUUCCUCAUCAUCGAUUUAUCUAGAUUCUGAUUAUAAACACAAGUAUGAAACAAUUUUUUCUGACAAGAAUGUGAUUUCAGAGAGAUUUAUAGAUUACGAGACUUUCCCAAAUUACCCAAUUUCACAAUGUUUUAGUGGAAACAAUAUGAUUAAAAGUUUUCUUCACAUUCAAGGUCCUGCUCCUCUAGUUCCGGUUCGUUUAUUUUACAACCAUAUACAUUCUUGUUCCCCAGAAGAUCAAUGUUUUCAGACGUUUAUUGAGGGUAAAAUACACAAGAUUACUCCUGAUGUUAUUGGUAAUGUUCUUGGUUUGGUAAGACCUACUGACGCUGUUCCAUACCCUCCCACUAGUGAGGAUGAUUUGAUAGUGUCAGAAGAGAAGUUCAGAAAUGCUGUUUAUUUGAAUGAGUAUCUCAACAUGCCAUGUGAUAACCGUAACAUUAAACUGAAGCAUUUAAAACCUAUCAUCAGUGUGUUGGUUAGAAUAUGUCAGUUGAAUAUUCUUCCUAAAGGAAGUAAUUAUCAGAAUACUAACUUGGAAUCAGUUUACCUCUCGCUUUUACUUCUGCAUGGUUAUCCUGUUGAUCUCUCAUAUCUGAUUUGGCAUACAAUGGCUUUUAUUAGUCCAGACCGCCGACUUCGGAGUGUUCCGUACGGAAUCAUUGUUGGCCAGUUGUUGUCUUAUCUGGGUCACCCCUUUCCAGCGGACUGUCUUUGCGCUGAUGUGCCUGAUCCUUUAGAUUUGAAAUUCUUGUCUCGAUUUCGUCUUCCUUGUGAUCCUCAGUACAUCAGGGAUGGACCACUGUAUGAGCCAAGCUCGACUGGUACUUCUCUGUCUUCUCCUCCUCCAGCUGCCAGCAGUGAUGACCAGAAAGAUCCUUCUGCAGAGCCAUCUGUAUCAUUUGAUCAAGUUCACCUUUUUAGCUCUAUCCAGUCCAUUCAGCACACCAUGGAGGUUGUUCUUUCUUAUUCCGAACAGCAACAUAAAGAGUUAGGACAGCAGCGUGAGAUGAUAGAUCGUGUAGCUCGUCAACAAGAUUGCCUUACUAGAGUUCUUGCACAAGGGCAUGAUGGACCUUCAAAUGAACCUAAUGUUCCUCCUCCUCCUAGUGUGGAUGAUGAUGUAGUUGUUUAUCAUAGUGAGCUCCCACUUCCUAAUGAUUCUCCCACAGAAUCGUCUGGGGAAGUAGUUCGUUUAUCAAAAUUAAUCCAGUCCCUUGGAGAUACCGUGGAGGUUAUUCUUUCUCGUUUUAAGCAGCAACAGGAAGAGUUCAUGCGACAGAAAGUUACAGUUGAUUAUCUUGCUUGCCACCAAGACCACCUUGAGCAGCAAUUUGUACAACAGCAAAAGAUGAUUUCUAAAAUUGCUAUCCAACAAGAUCGCUUUGAGCAGCAACAUGAGGAGUUUCUGCGACAGAAAAAGGUGGUUGAUCGUAUUGGUCACCGACUGGACCGCCUUGAGACGAUUGAUUGCAUAGCUCAUCAGCAGGAUUGCCUCGAUAGAGUUCCAGCUCCUGAUCACGUUAUUCCAGCUGAUGGUGACAGAGCGGUGAAGGUGGAAACCGUUCCGUGUUACUCAACUUUGGAUCAACCAGUGGAAGCAUCUCAGCUAUGUCCAGUACUCCAUACUCCUCAUCCAUAUCCUCAUCAGAAGAAAAAUUUGCAGGCAGAGGUGCACUUGGAACAUGAAAUUUGUCAGAAAUGUGGCCAAUUUGAUGACAUGGGGACCGAGAUAUUAAUUCCCUGCAAAAUGUGUAAAGUUCCUGCCAAACACCGCAAUUGCUUAGAUACAGCACCCAAAUCUGAUGAUGAGGAACCCUACUGGUUUUGUGAUGGAUGCACACAGAAAAAUUGCUCGAGUCUCCACAAGUUUAAUUACCAACCAAACCAAUGAACUAUAUCACAUAAUGUGAAGAAAAGUACCACAGCACCAAA